This is a messenger RNA of Mytilus trossulus (common blue mussel), 10558 nucleotides long. Its product is annotated as myosin-VIIa-like. The record is from RefSeq and is a predicted model, not a curated record. The transcript is spliced from 43 exons. Bases 161 to 6808 code for a protein of 2215 amino acids. Gene Ontology annotation, cellular component: myosin complex; cytoskeleton. NCBI's taxonomy places the organism in Eukaryota, Metazoa, Mollusca, Bivalvia, Mytilida, Mytilidae. Gene Ontology annotation, biological process: signal transduction. Gene Ontology annotation, molecular function: protein binding; cytoskeletal motor activity; ATP binding.
ACAACCAUCAAAUGGUCGUGAGAAAUGUUGCCUUCUGGGAGUGGCGGUGAAGUUAAAAGCAGUAGACUCAUUGUCUGAGUCAGUGUUGUGUAUUGAUGCUGUUCAAUAAAGGAUGUAAAUAGUGAUAGUAGAUACACUCGUUGUUAAUUGAAUUCCAGCAAUGUCCUCGGCUUUAGGUGGCCCUGGAAUGUCCCACCGUGGGGCCAGGCCUGAGGAUGGUGUGCGUGAUAUGAUUAUUAUUAGUGAUAUUGAUGAAAAUGGGAUUAAUAUCAAUUUAAAGACAAGAUACAAAGAAGAUAAAAUAUAUACUUUUACAGGGUCUAUAUUGGUAGCAGUUAACCCAUAUAAACAGUUGUUAAUAUAUGAACAGAAAGACAUAGAAGAAUAUAGUGGAAAGAAAAUAAGCCAAGUGGAACCACAUGUGUUCGCUGUUAGUGAGGAAGCCUUCCAGAACUUAAAGAACUCUGGUGUGAACCAGUCAUGUAUCAUAAGUGGUGAGAGUGGAGCUGGAAAAACAGAGACCACAAAGUUUAUACUACAGUAUCUAUGUUCUGUGACAAACCAUACAUCGUUCUGGGUGGAGCAGCAAAUUCUGGAAGCCAAUACAGUUCUUGAAGCUUUUGGUAAUGCCAAAACAGUAAGAAAUGACAACUCAAGUCGUUUUGGAAAAUUUAUGCAAGUGUGUUUUGACGAUUCUCAACAAAUUAAAGGAUGUAUUGUACAAGACUACUUACUGGAACAGUCCAGGAUUACAUUCCAAUCUAAAAAUGAACGUAACUACCAUGUCUUUUAUCAGUUUAUUGCUGGUGCUGAUGCUAGUGCUGAAUUCAGGGAACAGUUUUUUGUUCAGCCAAUAAAUACUUAUUAUUAUUUAAGUCAGAGUGGAUGUACAACCUUAAAUGGUGUUAAUGAUACAAAAAUGUUUGAUAGACUACGUUUAGCUAUGAAUGUGUUAAAAAUUCCAGAUCAGAUGGUGGAUGGAAUAUUUUCUGUGAUUUCCGCAAUAUUGCAUUUAGGUAAUUUAACGUUUGAAGAUGUAGAAGGAGAAAAAAGUGAUUUGACAUCUAAGGAUAAGGAGAUAUUAGACAUGAUUUGUAUGUUAUUAGGAUUUGAAGCAGAACCGCUAAUAGAUUCUCUUUUAUAUAGACAAAUUCAGGUUCGGGGAACAGUCACAAGCAUUCCGUUUAAAGUGCAAGAGGCGAGUGAAAAUCGUCAUGCAAUGGCCAAAGCCUUAUACUCGAGAUCAUUUGCCUGGCUUGUAGAUGCUAUCAAUAAAUGUACAAAUCCAGGGCAACAUGAAUCAAGAUUUUUAGGUGUUUUGGACAUAUUUGGAUUUGAGAACUUUGAGAUAAACAGUUUUGAACAGCUCUGUAUCAACUAUACAAACGAGAAGUUGCACAGAUUCUUCAAUCACUAUGUGUUUGCUAUAGAACAGGAAAUAUAUAAAGAAGAAGAAAUAGAAUUUGCACACAUCACAUUCACUGAUAAUUCACCAUGUCUAGAGCUCAUUGAAAAGUCUCCAAGAUGUAUCUUAAAAAGUGUAGAUGAAGAAUGUAGAUUUCCUCAGGGUACUGACAAAUCGUAUAUAACAAAACAACAUGAAGCUUUUGAGAGCCAUCCAUGCUACAUCAAAGGAGACCGACGGAUGUGGGAAAUAGAGUUUGGUAUACAACAUUAUGCUGGUGCUGUUACAUAUAAAGUCAAGGGCUUCCUAGAUAAAAACAAAGACACACAACAAGAUAUGCUGUUUGAAAUGAUGCAUAAUUCUGUUAAUGUUUUUGUUCAAGAUUUAACCAGAUUCCAGGAUUUACUUGGAGUAAAAUUAGAAGAUAUGGGAGGAAGACAAACUAUUUCUAGGACAACCAGUAAGAAACCAACUGUUGGUGAUACAUUUAAACAUCAACUGAAUGCUCUUGUUGAUAUUCUGACCACUACAAAUCCUUGGUAUGUAAGGUGCCUUAAAUCUAACACAGACAAAAAAGCCAAUGUAUAUAAUGACAAAGAGGUUCUUACUCAGCUCAGCUAUUCUGGAAUGUUGGAUAUUAUUAGGAUCAAAAGAGAGGGAUAUCCUAUCCAUGUGCCUCAUGAAAACUUUCUAGAGAAAUACAAGUGUUUAACACCAAACUUGAGUCCUGGAGAUGAACCAAAAACUCUCUCAACAAAAAUAUUAAACUUAUUAGAUCUUCCAAAAACAGAAUGGCAAGUUGGAAAAAAUCAGAUUUUCAUGAGGAACUCAGUAUUUGAACCACUGGAAGAGAGAAGAUUUGUUUUCAUAACAAAGAAAGCUAUACUUAUACAGAGGACAUGGAAGGGAUUUGCUUGUAGACAUAAAUAUCUAAGGAUGAGAGAAGCAGUGAUGAUAUUACAAGCCUACUUCAGAGCCUGCAGAUCUAGGUUACUGUUUAAGAGACAGAGAAGAUCUGCUGUUGUUAUUCAGCGUCAUGUAAGAGGAUUCCUUGCAAGAAAGUUAGCUACUCGAAUGAAAGAACAAAAGAGGAAAGAAGAAGAACGAAAACGAAAAGAAGAAAUGGAAAGAGAAAAACGAGACAGGGAGAAAGAAGCUGCAGAUAAUGAAGCUAUUGAAAAUAUGAUCAAAUCCUCCCAGGCCGAGUUAGAUUCCUUGACCAACCUUAUAGGUUCUAUGUGGACACAGUACAAGCCACAGGCCUCCCCAACUAACCUCGAUCUAGAUGAUAUGUUUAGUUUUCUUGUCCAGGAAGAAAACAACUUGAACUCAGCCAAAUCAUCCAAUCAAGUACUAGACGAUAUAUACAAACAGUUUGAAGAUUUAGGAGACAAAUUAGAGGAAGAUAUGGAAACUGAAGAUGUACUCAAUGACCUUGACAGAUCAAUUGAAGAAGGAGAAGACCCAUUACCUCCACCUCCAAUGAUGAAUGCAUCUGGUGAAGGUCUGGAUGAAAAUAUACCAUUGCCUCCCCCACCUCCUCCAGGAAGUGGGGUCCAGUCAUCACCCCCAAGACCACCAUCAGCCUCUCUCAAGCCACCUCAUCCUCCUAACUCAGACUCCUAUGAUGAGAACAUGGCAGAGAUAGCAGGCAUAGAGGAUUUCUUGUCACAGUUUGAGACAACAGCAGGUGAAAUGAUGGGAUCCGGAGUCCCCCCUCCACCACCCCCUCCUGGUGGGUCAGGAAUCCCUCCACCACCACCACCACCAGGGGGAGCAGGAAUACCUCCACCACCACCAGGGGGAGUACCACCACCUCCUCCACCCCCAGGGGGAGCAAAUAUUAAUCGUCCACUUCCACCAAGACCAACCUCUGUGGCUGUUCCUCCAGUACUACCACCACCACCGACAAUCCCAGCUCCUCCGUUACCAGAUCAUAUCAACCAAGAACCUACAACACCGACAGCCAUAGAAUCUCUGUCACCAACCAUAGAGAAGAACUUACACAACCUAAUGAACUUUGACAUGGAAUCACAACCAGAGAUGAAUGGUCAUGCUGUACCAGUUAAAGAUUUGGGAGAGGAUGAACAUGUGUAUUAUGAUAUGAUGGAGUAUGCUGAGAAGUAUUACAACGACCAUCCUAAAGAAGUGGGUGGGACCAUCAUGAAAAGUUUGAGAAAGAGACCUGGAUCUGGAGAGAAGGGGUAUUUAACCAAGGAGGAAAUGUUGAAGUUUUGUAAGAAUGGAAAUAUACCAACAUCACAUGUUCAUAUCCAUGACUUAGAGAGUGUACAUUUAGCAUGUACUUCAUUUAAGGAUAUAACUAAGUAUAUAAAAGAUGAGUCUAAAGACGAUGUUUUGAAAGUAGUUCAGAACUAUGUAGGUGCUGGUAUACAGCAUGUGGAGUUACGAGAUGAGAUUUAUUGUCAAAUGAUGAGACAAUGUACGGAUUGUCCUGAACAAAGUUAUCAAGUACAAGCUUGGUCAUUAAUGUGUUUGAUUACAGCCUCAUUCUCACCAAGUAAAAAUCUGCACAAGUAUUUGCUGUCUUUUGUGAAGAAGAAUUGUAGUGAUAGUAUGAUAGGGAAAUACUCUCUACAAUGUCAUAAACAUCUGACAAUGCCCAGAGCCAAGGCAAGAAAUCUACCACCAUCUACAGCAGAAAUUAUGAGUAUGCAGAUGCUGAGCCCAUUGAUAUGUAAGGUAUACUUUAUGGAUGGUAAGACGAAGGCUAUCAGUAUGAUGCCUAUAGAUACAGCUGCUGAGGUACUAGAUAGUGUGGCGAGGAAGAUAGGUUUACGAUCGGUUGAAGGAUGGGCUCUGUUUGAGAUGACAUCAGACUAUGAGAGAUAUAUCAGAGGUUAUGAAUAUAUAGCUGAUGUUUUAACACAAUGGGAAUUACAAGAAAGAAAAUCAGCUCAAUUAUCUAAAUAUGACACUGUAUCUAAGAAGGGACCAAAGAUGGCUCUAGGAGGAUCCGAUGCCAGACUUAUAUUUAGGAAGCGUGUGUAUAAACAUAUUAAAGACAUUCCAAAUGAUCCAGUUGAAUACCAGCUACUGUAUGCUGAAUGUGUGGCCAAAGUUGUUAGGGAUGAGUUUCCAGUAUCAGAUAAGGUAGCAUUACAGUUAGCUGGUUUACAAGCUAGAGUUACCUUUGGACAGUAUGAAGAAGGCAAAGACUUUAGAUACAAAGAAGCCGAGCAGUUCUUAAGUAAGAGGAUAUUAGCUAUGCCUGGACGUGACUGGAAUGAAGAAGUAGCUGCAUCUCAUAGUCAUUAUGGUAAAGGGAAGACAGAACUAGAAGCCCAAGUGUGGUAUUUAACAGCAGUGAGACAGUUUCCGUUGUAUGGAUGUACUUUGUUCCCUAUUGUUCAUAAAGGAUUGUGGUCUCAUACAGGAGAUGCUUUAAUUGCUAUCAAUAUGGAUGGAAUUAAAUUUAUCAAAGCUAGAGACAAAAAUGUGAUAAAUCAGUUUAAUUAUACUGAAAUAGAGUCAAUAACAAUUGACCCUAAUGAUAAUUAUGUGACAUUAGAAUUGAAGAACACAGCUGAUGUAAACUGUCAACAGAGAUGUUUUAUGUUUGAGACCGAGUGUAAGGAAGAUAUAGGUUCUCUCAUUGCUAGCUAUUCUCCAAAUCAUGCCUCAUGGCUCAAUCCGGAAUAUGAAAGUUUGAAGAAAAAGUCUAAGAUGACAGAUGAAGAAAAACUGAAAUUAUAUGAGGAAAUAGUUCGGUGUAGAAGAGCUUUAUCUGAUAGUCGACUACUUCAAAAACCAACGGGUCAUGGAAAUGCUGGUUUCCUUAGACAGUCUAUUAGAAGUAUUGUUAAAGAUAAACUUACAAAAUCUAAGAUGGAGAGAAUGAGAAAAUCAACUAUUGGAGGAGGGAGUGGAAACUUUGAUGAUAGUUACUGGUCUUACAGUAAAUCAUGUAUUAAACAUCCACUGACAGUUUCUUUGACUGAUCCACAGAUGGAAGAGAAAGCUAUCAGAAUGUUCCAUUGUAUACUAAUGUAUUGUGGGGUAGAGGAGGCAGGUAAAGGCGAUGAGAAGCCAGACUUGAUGAGUUUAGUUCAGAGUUUGAUGAACACAUGUCUAGACAAUGAUCAGCUGUGUAAUGAAUUCUAUCUACAACUAGCAAAACAGACCACAGACCAUCCUGAUCCUAACAGUCAAGUAAACAAGAGAAACUGGCAGUUAAUGGCAGUAACCACAAGUUGUACCUUCCCUUCCAAUACACGUGUACAAAAGUACAUACAGUGUCAUCUAAGGAAGUGUUCUUUAGAUGCUGCUAGUGAUGAAGGAAGAUAUGCAAGGUUUUGUCACAAGUGCUUCAACAGAACAUUGGAACAUAGGAAGAGAAAGUUCCCACCAUCUAGGAAGGAAAUUAAAUGUCUUAUAGAUAGACGACAGAUUUAUGACAGAGUAUAUUUUAUGAAUGGUGAGAACAGGAGUAUAGAAUUUGAUUCAGCAGCAACUUGUGAAGAGGUUAUAAAAACAGUAAAAGCUAAGAUUGGAAUGAGGUCUGAUGCUGAUUGUUUUGCUCUUUAUGAACAGAUUGGUGGGUCUGACUUGUAUGAUAUCAAAGAACGCUGUAUGAAUUUGGAUGAGAAAUUAUCAGAUACCUUAAGUAAAUGGGAAAGACUUUCCAGAGGUGCUGUUAGGGAUAAUAGAUUAAUUUUCAAGAAAAGAUUGUUUAUUUCUCCCUACAUUAAUCCACUUGACCCAGUGGAAUGUGAUCUUGUCUUCCAUCAACUUAUAGAAGAUAUGUUUGAACAGAGAGUACCACUAACUGUAGAGGAUGCUGUUCAUCUUUGUGCCUUAAAGAUUCAAUCUGAGAUGGAUGAACUGAAGACAGCAGAUAUAGACUACAGUUCUGUAGUUAGAAUUUUGCCACGUAGCAUGAGGGCCAAUAUAAAAGUGGAAGAUAUAGUUUCAGCUCACCAAAACCUUUUAGACAUGACACCAAACCAAGCAAUCCUCACCUUUAUAGAAAUGCUCAAAUCAUGGCCAUUGUUUGGAUCAACAUUGUUUGAAGUUUCGCAAUCUUAUACAACAUCACUUCCCAAGUUACUGUUCCUAGCUAUCAAUCAGAAAGGGGUUUCAUUACUGGAGAUGAAAACAUUUGACAUAUUAGAAUCUCAUGAUUUCACAGAAGUUGUCCAUUCCAGUCCAGCUAUAAAAAGUAUCAUGAUAGUAGUAGGUCACAUGGCUACGGGAUCAAAGUACAUGUUUAAUUCAAAUCAGGCUUAUGAGAUAGCACAUCUAAUCAAAGACUACAUAGAUGAAUUACAAGCUAGAUGUGUUAUACCACGGGCUCGACCAGAAAGUCUAUACCAAAGUAAUCGUGUGUCUUCUGUUUACAUUGAUGACCAUACAUUUGAAACCUUACAAACACUUGUAUAAUACUUUAUUUAGAUUCAUACAACCUUUAUAUAUAAGAUUAGCAAAAGCAGCAGUAUUUAAUCUAAAUGGCAGAUCAGCUUUUGUAAUCUAAUAUCAAGUGUAAUUUGGCUUCCAAGCUUUGAAUUUUAAAGGGCAUAGUUUCUUCAAAAAAUUGCUAAUAAAUUAUAUCAGAAGAAAAUUGAUGUGAAUAUAUUGAUCAGUCUGAAAAUUAUAGAGGACCCUUACAGAAAUACAUGGGAGCAAUAUGGUUUUAUAUCACAAUAUUUUUGUGAGUUGAUUAGUGAUGAAAUGUAUAAAUUAUGUUAAACUAUUUGUCUAGUUUUUUUUUUAAAGAAAUACUCUAGACUAUAAACAAAGUGCAAUAUUUUACUUUCUAAGUCAUUUCUAAUGGAAUUUUGUGAUGACUAUUGUUUUUGUACAGUGAAACCUGUUUAAACUAAGAUUGGAAUAUAUAGAUAAUUAAAGUUACAUUUUGAUGUCAUUUAUUGUCAUGUUGGUAUUAUAUUAAAUAGAUAAUUUAUUUGAAAUAAGAGAAUGAGAAAGGAACAUUGUAAAUAUUAUGCUAAAAAAGAAAGGCAAAUGAUAUACCAUUUUAAUCAAAAAGAAAUAAUCUAUUUUUCAGUUGUUUUGCAUAUUGAAGAAAAGUAUUCUUAGUGCCUUCUAGAUUCAUGCUAUAAAGUAUUUAAUAAAUUACUGGGUAUUUGCUAAGAAUUAACUAAAGCAUUCAUAGAUAUCAUACAGAUAUAUUCCCUUUUCCAAAAAGUGUCAUAUUACUUUUUUGUAUACAUUAUUACUAGUUUUUUAUAUACUUUAUACCUUAUGUUGAACAAUAGGCAAAAUUCCUUAUUUUUUUAAUAUGAAAUGAUGAUUUUGCAUUCUUCACUUCCCUUUUGCUGUUUCCCCCCCAGAUUGCUUAAGUUUCAAACAUCAUAUUUUUUAUGAAACAAGACCAAAGUACAAUUUUUCAUUACAAUCAUCAUCAUCUCAUGGUACAAUAUUUUAUUUCUUAUCCACAUAUUAUACAUGUGCAAAAAAAAACUUUAUAACAAGUUUUUCAGACAUGGAGUUUAUAUGACUUAUUUUGUGGGAGACUAAUAACCUUUUUAUACUGUUAUUUAUGGGUUUUUUUUCAAAUGAGUCACAAAAAUGGUAUUGAAUUGCUGAUUUGAUAUCAUUUUAUGGUGUGUGGUUGUCAUGGCCAGUCACUGAGCUUUGAUGUGAGUACAAAGAACAAAAUAAACACAAAGUUUGAUUAUUGAGUACGGUGACAACAUCAAUGAUUUGUAAGAUGAAAUAACUUUUGUAUUUUUACUUUGCUGAACAAAUGUGUAAUUUCAGGUAAACAAAUCAUUCUUUAUAUUAUUACUUUUGAAUCAGAUUUUCCUUAUGUGUGUAACAUUUGUUUAUUUCCUGCUGACAAAUGGAAAUUAAUAAACUACCUCUAUUCUGGUGGUUAAAGGUCAUAUGCAAUAUUUAUUUUACUGUUAGAGCUGUUUUAUAUCCGGAAUGAUGUCAUAAGGGCCAUGAAGGCAAACAUAGAAUCUAAUUGAGGCUAUUGUGAAAGACUAGUAUUUUAUUGUUCAGCACCACCAUCACACAUAGUGCCAUAAAGUUCAGUAGGUAUAGAUGUACAUGUAAGGCGCUUGAAACAAUGUUUUUAAUAGUAAUUGUGUAGUAAAGGAUACAAUUGACUGUGAUUGGUUUUAAAUAUUGAUUUAAUUUAAAUUUCCAAAUGAUUCCAUCUUUCAGGACCAUAAUGUAGAUUGUUUGAAACCCUUUCUUUCCAACAAGUCUUUUAUCCUUAACAACUUGAGGCAAAAUGUUUUUCCAAAAUGAAACAGAUGGAGUUGGAUGAUUGUACAUUAACAAAUUCCAUAUCUGACUUUAAAAAAAUGUUGCAUGUGACCUGUUAAAGGUGUUGGAAUCAAGUUGCACUAACUCAUGCUGUAGAAAUAUAUCGACUUCUGUUUAAAGGAGAGAAUACAACAAGAACCAGAAAAAAACCUAUAUAUUUCAUACUUGUAUAUUUAUUUUGAUUUACUAUCUAGUCUACACAGGUUAACUAUUUUUUUUUGUACUAACUUAUUUUAUAUCUAUUGUCAAGUUAGUUAUCUUUCCCUAUUUGGUGAUAUAUUAAUUUACUGGUUACAGAUUACAUUACUGGUCUAAUUGAUAGUGUAUUUAUUUAUGUAAAGGAAACAAACUUUGUUCUUUAAUCUUUCAAAAUCAUUCAGCAGAUUGAAUAUGUACAAGCACUGUGGGACUUCAGUGAAUUAAGCAGGCAUCAGUUGAAAAGCGAUCUUUUCCUUAACAAAAAUAUAUUAUCUAAAUCCAGUGCUUAUUGGGUGUUUUUUUCUUAUUGUAUAAAGUUUUCCAUUAAUAGAAAUAAUAGAAUUAUCUUUGAAAUGAUAUGAAUCAGCAAAUAAUAGAGGUUUUCUAAUCUUUAAUUCAAAAGAGGGCCCCAAGUAUUGAGGCUGUGAUUAAAUGGUUGUCAUUGGUAGCUGUCAGUCAUGUUUGUUUGUUGUUCACUGAUUUAAGCAUAGAUCCGGCCAUUGAUUUUCUCUUUUGAAUUGUUUCAUAUUUUGUCAGCAAAGAGCCUAUUUUGUAGCUAACUAGACAGUAUUGGUUUUGCUCAUUGUUGAAGGCCAUAAGUUGUUUACAUCUCUGUUGGAUAAUUGUUUCAUUGUGAUAUUUAAUACAAUGGAGGACUUUUGUCUUUUAUUUUGACCAAAAGUAGUUUGCACUCUUCUCAGUUCAAAAUUGUUGAAGGAAGUGAAGAAUGAACAAAUAAUCAAUAACUAGGAAGUCCUUGAAACAAUUGAAUUAAAGUUUCCGUCUUAAUUGUUAUAUGUUUUUCAACAUUUCACAUUUUUUUAUUUAAUGAACUUAAAUAUAACUCUAUAUUCUGGUUGCUUUUUUCAGAUUCAUGACUUAUGUUUUAGACAAAUUUCAGUUAGAUAUGUUUUUGUUAUAUUUGUAUUGUUAUUUACCAAUAUGUAUGUAAUUAUUUAUUAAUGUGUUCAUUUUAUUACACAAUCUAUGCAAUUUUUAUGCAUAUUUAUCAAAUUUUACACUUGCAUAAUUUUUUUAACUUUGUAGAAUAAUUUCUUUGUUUUUGAAUUAGAAAUUUUAUUUUGAAUGAUUUAUUUUGGUCUGCAUAUCAGAAGAAUUCAUAUAGAUAUUAAAACAUUAAUUAUUUAUUCAAAUAUUGGGGAUUUCAGCAUAUAAACAUAGAAUGUUUAUAUUUGGUCAGACACUUGUCAGUGAAAGGAAUAAUGCAUAUGAUAUUAUAAUUGUUGACUCAAUACUCAAUUUAGAUUUGAGGAAGGAGAAUGAAGCAAAAAUUAUAUCUUUCAUAAUAAUAAAUUUUAUGGUGAUGUUAAUGAUGCAAUCUUAGAACUUCUUAACUUUAAUUUAGGUACUGAUUGCAGGCUUCAAGUGUCAUCACUAUUUUUUUUCCUCAGAAUUUAAUUCUUUAAAUAGACAUAUUUUAGUUGUCACAAAAGACUCACGAUACUUGAAUGAAGUGUUAAUGGAAAAUGAAUAAAACCACAUGACCAUUUUUAUGAAGUAUUAAUCAUAUACACAAUUUUAAGUGCUAAAUGAUGAAUUAUAAGUAUUACAUAUACUUUGUCAACAUUUUGUAUUGUAAUCUCUAUAAGCUUUGAAUCUCUUUCAUUUAUAGUGUACAAUGUGCAAUGUUUUACUAAUGUGAUGUAACAAUCUUGUCAAUAAAUUUAUUUUCAUAUA